Molecule: messenger RNA, 606 nt
Organism: Fusarium keratoplasticum
Lineage: Eukaryota; Fungi; Ascomycota; Sordariomycetes; Hypocreales; Nectriaceae
Product: calmodulin
Exons: 7
Coding region: 157-606 (149 amino acids)
Biological process (GO): spindle pole body organization
Cellular component (GO): central plaque of spindle pole body
Molecular function (GO): enzyme regulator activity; calcium ion binding
Source: RefSeq, a predicted model, not a curated record
UCCCCACGAAAGCUCCAAACCCGUGAAGCGAAAAGGUCCGACUUUCUUGGCUCGACAACCCCGCGACCUCAGAACUUGUCCAAGUCAUCCUCCUCUCUCGUGCGAUCGACACCCACACUUUUACUAUCACGUCUUUUGUUAUCACCUACGACCAACAUGGCCGACUCCCUCACCGAAGAGCAGGUCUCUGAGUUCAAGGAGGCCUUCUCCCUGUUCGACAAGGAUGGCGAUGGCCAGAUCACCACCAAGGAGCUGGGCACCGUCAUGCGCUCCCUCGGCCAGAACCCCUCCGAGUCUGAGCUUCAGGACAUGAUCAACGAGGUCGACGCCGACAACAACGGCACCAUCGACUUCCCUGAGUUCCUUACCAUGAUGGCGCGCAAGAUGAAGGACACUGACUCCGAGGAGGAGAUCCGUGAGGCUUUCAAGGUCUUCGAUCGUGAUAACAACGGCUUCAUUUCUGCUGCUGAGCUCCGACACGUUAUGACCUCUAUCGGCGAGAAGCUUACCGACGACGAGGUUGAUGAGAUGAUCCGGGAGGCUGACCAGGACGGUGAUGGCCGAAUCGACUACAACGAGUUUGUCCAGCUCAUGAUGCAAAAAUAA